Messenger RNA from Betta splendens (Siamese fighting fish), 2956 nucleotides. Its product is annotated as butyrophilin-like protein 1. The coding region runs from base 194 to 1117 and encodes 307 amino acids. The transcript is spliced from 6 exons. Gene Ontology annotation, cellular component: external side of plasma membrane. Lineage: Eukaryota; Metazoa; Chordata; Actinopteri; Anabantiformes; Osphronemidae. The record is from RefSeq and is a predicted model, not a curated record. Gene Ontology annotation, biological process: cellular response to lipopolysaccharide; immune response; T cell costimulation.
UCAUCAGGCUCCUCAUUAUAAAAAAUACUGGAGAGUCCAACAAGUAACAGUCAUUCCACAGUUCAACCUAAGGUGGCGGUAAUGCACAAACAGUCGAACGUAAACCGCUCAAACAAAAAACAAGAAAAAGAAAGUAAAACGUCAUCAAAUUGUGACUGUUUAGUUGAAGCUAAUUUCGAUAGCAGCUCUCAACAUGUUGCAUCUUGGAUUUAACUUUUGGCUCAAUGUGUUUUUCUGUUUGUGGUUUGCUGGAAAAACAAAUGGACGUCGAACUGACGUCGUGACCGUGGUUGUUAAAGAGGGAGAAGACGCCAUCUUACCCUGCUCCAUCAGCAGCAAGGAGAACAUUGUACGAGGACUAUUUGACUGGAAGAAGGAUGGUCAGAAGGAGGUGUUCAUGUACAACGCUGGUGUUGUCUACCAAAAUGGUCAUUUGGGUCAAGAUGAGCAGUUCAAAGGUCGAGUGUCCCAUUUCUCAGAGCAGCUGGAGUUUGGCAAUGCCUCCAUCACCAUCACUAACACAAAACAAGAUGACAGCGGAAACUACACCUGUGUUUUCCCACGUACGAACCCAGGAGAGACUUAUUACAUCCGCCUUGUUGUAGACCUUGUAUUCAUGGACCGGUCAGAAGAAAUCUUAGUUGCAGCACCAAACCCUACUGUCUUGAUAGCUGACGUGACAGAGGCAGGCGUUCUGCUGCAGUGUGUGGUUCAUUGUGCGUCUCCAGAGCCAAAGCUACAGUGGAAGGAUUGUGGAGGAAACCUCCUUCCUGCUGAGGAGCCACAGGUCUCAAAGCGAAGAGACCACUACAAUGUCAUUCUCCAAACGACUGUGACCAAGACGACCAGCAACUGUUUCUACUGUGAAGUCAAACAGGAUGAGAUCGGCCACAUUGUUAAUAAAAGCAUCACCGUACCAGAGAAACUGUUUGAUGACAAGCCCAUCAUCACGGUUCCUGGAUUCAUGGCUGGAUUUUGUGCUGGACUUCUGACUGCAAUAGCUGCAGGUGUUGUUCUCUUCAUAGGCAGGAAAUAUGUCUGGAAGAAAGAUGAUCAGCGACAGAAGAGCCGUUCUAAUUGUGGCACCUUAGAGCCUCUCGCUUCAGGACCUGUGUAAUAGGUUUAUGUGUGUGUGUUUGUAUGCGUACGUUUUAACUUAUUAAACGGUCAUAGAUUCAACCCAUGUUGAGUGGGGUCGAGUGGGCGGCCACGGUGCGGCGCCCGGGGAGCUAGUGUGACGUGUCUUUCUGCCAGGCAUCACAAGACCAGGCCUCCUAAUGCUGUCAAAUAGAGUCACAUUUCAGAGCACUUCCUAGUAUUUCAGUGAGUGAGGGAUUAUAUAUACUAGUUUGAGCAGAUAGAGGUACUGAAGACAAUCUCUAAUCAAUGAUAAUGCCCAACACCCUGCUUCUGACCUUUUUAAAUCGAGUCCCGUCUGUGUAUUUGUGUCAAACACUACACAUCAGUCUGUCCUUCCUCCCACAGUCCAAAUAUGUAGUCAAGUUACUUGGAGAGUGUCUGUAGGUGUGUGUGUACUGUCUGUGACCUGUUCAGGUUAAACCCCUCCCCUCUGCGUUCACAAGUAUGAAAGGAGUUCUCCCAGCUAGAUUUAUGUGUAGUAACUUAUGUCCAGCUUCCCUAUGCUUCAUUCAGAAGGGUUUUAAUUUCUUGUAAUUUCUGUAUAUAUGUAUGGGGGAGUUAUGCUGGUGCUUUGUUAAUAGCUGUCAGUCUGAUGUUUGUUAUUUUGUAGUAAAGAAAAUAUUGUACUGUAAAUACUGUAAUAUAUUUUAUAAAAGAUAUUUUUCUCAUUGCUCCUUUUUUAAAAAAAAACUUUUUUUUGAAUUAUUGAAUGUUUUUUACUGUGUAUGAUAUGUGUAAUGUCUUGCAUUAAACAAUGCCUUUAAGCCUAAACCUGUAGGUCAAAGUUGACUGCUCCUCUUAUGUCGUAACUCUAAUACUUUUUCUUAAGAAAGCCAUUCUCUUUAUUUAUUCAUUCACGGCCAUCUGUUUCUUGUUUAAAAAGAGACUGUAGUUGGUCAGUAUUUAAUGAGUCAAUAUCCACAUUCCAGGACAACCUGAACAAAAAUGACCCAUUUCUAUUUACCUGUUUUCAUCACUCUUCAUAUUCUGUUUAUGAUCUGUGUUGUCUGUUGGAUGUUUUUCUGUAUUUUUGUUGCUGGUUCCAUUGUUUUCUGUCUGUGUUGAGAGCAAACAUAAGGCAAAACACUUUUCCUCUCUGGUUAAUAGCAUUUUUUUAAUCUUGAAUGAAUAUGGUGAUUGUGUGAUUUGUUAUUUCUGCUCUGUGAUGUUAUUGUAAAAAAUGUGAGACACAACAUAUGAAAACUGCAAACAUUAAAAGGGCACAUUUUUCUCUAUGGUUGAUUCGUCCUCCUCUCACCCACCUCCUCCACGGAGUCCAGUGGACAUCCCAGGACAGAACCUCCUCACCAGCUUGUGGAGUCUUUUCCUGCGUACACAGGGAAAAACACAGCGUAGUGGAUGACAGAAACAACCACAGAGUCAUAGAAUGUCCUUAACAUGGACCUGCACACUCCACUCUCAUUUUGUUACUGAAUCUGUUCAAGAUGCGGGUAUCUGUCUUUUCUUUUAUUUAUUCUAUAUUUUAUAUAAAGCUUUCUUUACUGUGAGCUGUUGCUGGGUGAACCCCUAACUUCACUGUACUUGUACAAUGACAACGAUCUAUUUUUAAAGUAUUAAAAGUCAAAGCAUUUAUUAUGCAGACAGAUAAUUAUUACAUUAAUUGAUACUUUAAUUUUCAAACAACAGGGUUUAGUAACUCUUCUCCGGUUUAUUGUUACUAAUGUUUAUAAUGAUGAUGCUGUUCAUUCUGAAUGCACAAUGGUCCAAUAACAUUUUAAUGUAUGAUGCAGUAAUAUACUGUAAAUGUAAAACUACAUGUAGUGAAACAAACAGUCAGUAAAAGUUUAUACUUUAA